Messenger RNA from Dromiciops gliroides (monito del monte), 2870 nucleotides. RefSeq names its product transforming growth factor beta 2 (gene TGFB2). Gene Ontology annotation, molecular function: cytokine activity; growth factor activity; type III transforming growth factor beta receptor binding. NCBI's taxonomy places the organism in Eukaryota, Metazoa, Chordata, Mammalia, Microbiotheria, Microbiotheriidae. The coding region runs from base 957 to 2183 and encodes 408 amino acids. The record is from RefSeq and is a predicted model, not a curated record. Gene Ontology annotation, biological process: transforming growth factor beta receptor signaling pathway; SMAD protein signal transduction; BMP signaling pathway. The transcript has 7 exons. Gene Ontology annotation, cellular component: extracellular region.
UCGCAGGCAGCACCGGCGGCUGCAGCUACAAGAAGUAACCCGGGCGGGGUUGGUGCACGCGGCCCGGGGUGCAUGCAACAGCUUGCGGCACCCGGAGCGAAGAUCGUCGCCGCCUUUGCUGCCCGCUACGGACGAGGACCGAGCGGGGUGGGAAGCGGAGCGCACCCCGCCUCCCCUCGGUGUCUCGGGCUUUUCCCCAACACACACGCGCGCGCGCGCGCGCACGCACACACACACACACACACACACACACACACACACACACACACACACACACACGUGUGCGAUUCUCUGCUGCUCCUCCAGCCUCGGUGUGUGUCUUCUCUCGCAGAGACAUCGGCGCCCUCAGUGGAAGUGGGGACAGCUGCAGCUUACUCCCUCCCCCCACUUUUUUGAUUUUGAUUUUUAAUCUCUCUUCCCGGUUCCCAACACCCCCAGCAUCCCGGCGCACCCCUUUCUAUCCGGUUGCUAGUUGCCAGCCCUGGGGCCUCUCCAUCGCUUUCUCCCCACUUUGGCAGCAGGAGACGAGUUCAGGUUUGCCCCUCCGGGCUGGACACUGACACACUGAACCCCGCGUCCUUCGGUUCCAUGACUUCUGCCUAAGAGACUUCUUUUUUUCUUCCCCCGUUGCCCCCGCCCCACCAAAAAAAAAAAAAAAAGAAAGAAAAAAGAAACGAAAAAAGAAAAGAAAAAGAAAGAAAAAGAAAAAGAAAAAGCCAGAAUUUCCCCUCACUCACCCAACUACCCAGAGCCUAUAUUUAUGUUGCCAUCCUUUAGAAGGGACUCACAUUUUCUCUUUUUUAGACAAUUUGAGAGAGGUCAUUUGGUCAUUAUAUUUGGUUUGUUUGCCAAGUUACGCACUUGAUCUGAUUUUUUUCCCCUUAAUCCCCAUCUGUUCUCUAUUUUGAGGACUCCCCCCUCCCCUUUUAACUCCCCCUUCCGAUUCUUUAAAAAAAAUGCACUACUAUCUCCUAAGCGUUUUCCUGACCCUGGAUCUGGUCACCGUGGCACUGAGCCUCUCUACCUGCAGCACACUCGACAUGGAUCAGUUCAUGCGCAAGAGGAUCGAGGCGAUCCGGGGCCAGAUCCUCAGCAAGCUGAAGCUCACCAGCCCCCCUGAAGAGUACCCCGAACCCGAGGAGGUCCCCCCGGAGGUGAUCUCCAUUUACAACAGCACCAGGGAUUUGCUCCAGGAGAAAGCCAACCGGAGGGCAGCGGCUUGCGAGAGGGAGAGGAGCGACGAGGAGUACUAUGCCAAAGAGGUUUACAAAAUAGAUAUGCCGUACUACUCGGAAAAUGCCAUCCCGCCCACUUUGUACAGGCCCUACUUUAGGAUUGUCAGAUUUGAUGUCUCAGCGAUGGAGAAGAACGCCUCCAACUUGGUGAAAGCAGAAUUCAGGGUCUUUCGGCUCCAGAAUCCCAAGGCCCGGGUGUCUGAGCAACGGAUCGAGCUCUAUCAGAUUCUGAAAUCCAAAGACUUAACAUCUCCAACCCAGCGCUACAUUGAUAGCAAGGUUGUUAAGACAAGAGCAGAAGGGGAAUGGCUCUCAUUUGAUGUCACCGAAGUCGUGCAUGAAUGGCUGCAUCAUAAAGACAGGAACCUGGGAUUUAAGAUAAGUUUACACUGCCCGUGCUGUACUUUUGUACCAUCCAAUAAUUACAUCAUCCCAAAUAAAAGUGAAGAAUUAGAAGCAAGAUUUGCAGGUAUUGAUGGCUCCUUCAGUGAUCUGAAAACUAUAAAGUCCACUAGGAAAAAAAACAGUGGGAAGACCCCACAUCUCCUGCUAAUGUUGUUACCCUCCUACAGAGUUGAGUCGCAACAGUCCAGCCGGCGGAAGAAGCGCGCUCUAGACGCUGCCUAUUGUUUUAGGAAUGUGCAGGAUAAUUGUUGCCUGCGUCCACUUUAUAUUGAUUUCAAGAGGGAUCUUGGAUGGAAAUGGAUUCAUGAACCCAAGGGGUACAAUGCCAAUUUCUGUGCUGGUGCCUGCCCAUAUCUAUGGAGUUCAGAUACGCAGCAUAGUAGAGUUCUCAGCUUAUAUAACACCAUAAACCCAGAAGCUUCAGCAUCUCCUUGCUGUGUAUCCCAGGAUUUAGAACCUCUCACCAUCCUCUACUAUGUAGGCAAAACACCCAAGAUUGAACAGCUUUCCAAUAUGAUCGUCAAAUCUUGCAAAUGCAGCUAAAAAUCCUGGAAGCAGAUAAUGAUGAUCACAGUGAUGAUGACGGUGAUCACAAUGAUGAUGACGAUAACUGCGAUGAUAAUGACAUGCAUACCAAGAAUAAAAAAGAGAGAGCCUCAGUUCAUCAGUGUUAAAAAAAAAAAGAAAAGAAAAGAAAAAGCGGUACUAGUAUGAAUACUUUGGAAGUUUGGUUCUUUGUUUUUUAAAACUGGCAUCCGAAGCAAAAAAGAAAAAAGAAAAAAGAAAAAAAAAAGUUGAAGUCCUUAUCCUACAUUUCACCUUCUCUGAUAGUGAGAUAGACAAGAAGCAAAAUCUUUUUUUUUUUUAAAGAAAAAAUAAACACUGGAAAAAUUUGUUUAGUGUUAACUAUGUGAAAGGAAAAAAACAGGAAAAUCCCAUUAAGUGGAGUUGUUGUAUGUACCUGUCCUGUCCCAUGCCUCACUUGAUUUCUCUGUAUUGCUAUGCAAUAGGCCCCUUUCCCAUUUCUUUUAGCUGUAGAAUUAACAGUGCAUUAUUUAUUUGUGUGUAACUAUACAAUGAACAUUUCUUGGCCCUCAGAAAGCAAAAACUGGUGGAUGAAGAGGAGACCAAAUCAAUGGCCAGAAACCUGAGAAUGGAAGGCUUAGGGAACUUGAACUCUUGACAAGCCUGGGGGAAAAUUAAAAAAAAAAAAAAGGCCACAUAGUGGAG